Messenger RNA from Cryptomeria japonica (Japanese cedar), 3196 nucleotides. RefSeq names its product F-box/kelch-repeat protein At5g42350. Gene Ontology annotation, molecular function: protein binding. Bases 743 to 2956 code for a protein of 737 amino acids. Lineage: Eukaryota; Viridiplantae; Streptophyta; Pinopsida; Cupressales; Cupressaceae. The transcript has a single exon. The record is from RefSeq and is a predicted model, not a curated record. Gene Ontology annotation, cellular component: SCF ubiquitin ligase complex.
UCCUCUUAACUACUUUAGCUUAAAAUCCGUUCAUAUUCCCCGGUUUUUUCAUACGCAAAACCUGUAGAGUGCAUGAUCUUUUUUUAAAAUCUUAUUGUUCAGGUCUUCUGCUUUUUUUAAAAUUCUUGAAUCCAAUACAGUUGUCUGAGUUUCCGCUCUCAACUUUGUAGAUGGUGGUUUCGCCUUCGAAGCUAGGUAUACUCUACCCCUGCGUCUGGUUUGCAGAAGCACAGCCUCGGCAUUGAAUACUACGCAAGAUCUGAACAACAGAAAGGUACGAAAUUAAUCUAACGCCGUUGUAAUUUCCAAGGCGACGGGGAUUUUUUAGGGAUGGUUUCUUUGUAAUGCCCGAUUUGUCUGCACUUGAUUAGAGCUAUUGCAUUUCUUGUGGGUGUGGAUCUACUUAGUAUCUUGGAAAUGUCUAGUGUAUAGAGCUUCAGAGAACUAAGACUAGUCUUGGAUUGUUGGGUUUUCUCUGUAAGAUAUGUUAAUAUUGUAUGCUUAAACUGGGUUAAGAAUUUAAUGCACAGAGGCCCCAAGAGCUUAGUGCAUUGCGAUUCUGGCCCGGGAAUCGGGCAUCUGCCAAGGUAGUGUUACACCCACAAUCCCAAUCGCAGGAAAGGGAAAAAUCUUUCCCGUGUCUACCUGGUCCAUUAUGGCUAAUGUAGGCCUUCUCAUGUAGGAAGAAAUAGUAUGGCCAUAGGAUCCAUUGGAAAACAGAAAUAUUGGAGUGCCCACCUCAAUGGCUGCUUGCAUUCCCUUCUCCGUGAGCAGAGCCGGCAGUAGGAAAAAUUUCUUUUGUGAAGAUCAAGUGAAGGACAAAGAUGAGAACACGAGUUUUGAAGAGUCAGGACAGGAACAUUUUGUGCGUUCUUUGAGUGUACCGAAGAAGCUGGUCAGAAGUGUUAGUUUGAAGUUGAGAAAACUGAAUCUGAAAUUUGAUCAGGAGGGUGAAGGAAUGGUUGAUGAAGAGACUAGAAUUCAUACAAUUCACAGGGAAGACCAGGGCAAGGAGAGAUGGGAGUCUAGCAAAUGUCUUGGCUUGUAUGGAAAAGGCAAUCGUUGCAGGGUCGGGGAUGAUAUUAGCGAGGACAUGGGGAGAGGAAAUGAUAAGCCUAGAAAGGUAGUCGAUGGUGACUGCAUAGCUUCUGUUAGAGGAAAUCCAGAUAUAGAUGUUGACUGCAGAAGAGAGUUUCAUGGGUGUCUUGAUUUGGAUGCAAGAUUUGAGAGGUUAAGGGAGUGGAAUAGGGGAGAUUCACAGGGAGACAAAUCAUGUAAGUCCAUUGGCAAGAAGAAGGCAACGGAUAUCGACAGCACAGGUGGAUCUUUAAUAUACUCAGUGGAUGAAGAAGGGGAAUGGGCUAACAAGAGGGAGAGAAGCCACUUGGAAUGUUUUGCAUAUGGUGGAACUAACAAGUUCUGGAGAAGAAAUAGCAAGAGGUUAGUAGAAAGGAGGAAUGCCAUGAGUUCAAAAGAAGAGAGGCAUGUUUCUCUUCCAGAUGACAUCAUAGAAAUGUGUUUGGCUAGAGCAUCAUUGAUCAGUCUAAUGAAUGCAAGGCUAGUCUGCAAAAAGUGGAGAAUGUUAACUUCAAGUCCUCAUUUUAUGCAAAUGAGAACUGCCUAUCUGUCUCAGAAGCCAUGGCUCUUUUUGUUUGGUCUCUCUAGGGAUGGGGUUUCUGUAGGUCAAAUCCAGGCACUUGAUACCGCCAUGAAUAAAUGGUACAGACUUGAUGCAGAAAUUCUGAAAGGGAGGUUCAUGUUUUCAGUUGCUUGUGCAGGCAGUUCCAUCUAUGUUAUUGGUGGAUGUUCGACUUCAAAUUGCCCUGGUGGUGGGAUAGACAAAACCAAGUAUAAGACUCAUAAAGCUGUAUUAGUUUACAGUCCUUUCAUUGGGUCAUGGAAGAAAAUAGCCCCAAUGAAGUCGGCAAGAGCAUUGCCAGUGGUUGGUGUUUUUGAUGCUUAUUGUAGCAGCAAUGGCAUGUCUGGACUGUCUAUAAGGCAAGGUAGAAGAAGCAUUGAACAGGAUGGAAAUGAAGAAGAAGGUCAGAGUGUGGGCAAGUUGUCAACAAUCCAGGGAGGUGGGGUAGCAUCAUGCAGCACAUCAAGGUCUUUGGAGUCAAGAAGGAACCGACAUUCUGAGGUGUAUGGCGGUUCUCAAAAUGUUUCUGGCAAGCGACAACUGUGGGAAGUUCUUCAAGGAAUGAAAAUUUCAGGUUCUCAAGGGGCACUGCCUUUCUCCUCAGCACCUGACUUGGGUAAAAUUGCACGUGGGGAAGUAUCUGCAGAAGACAGAGAUCAAUCUAAACCAAAAGAGACAAAAGCUUUUGCUAUAAUAGUGGUAGGUGGACAUGGUCUAUGGAAUGAGCCUCUGGAUUCUGCAGAGAUCUAUGACUCAGCUUCCAACAGUUGGAGGGAAAUAGCAAGACUUCCUGCUGAUCAUGGGCGUGUUUGUGCAGGUGUAGUUUGCAACGGGGUGUUUUAUGUCUAUUCGGAAUCUGACAAGCUUGCUGCUUAUGAUUUUGAAAAGGACAGUUGGAUUGGAAUUCAAAUGGCUCAUUCUCCUGUCCGUCUUCCAGAAUACUUACCUAAGCUAGUGUCAUGCAAUGGCCGUCUCUUCAUGCUUUGUGUCUCAUGGUGUGAAAGAGAUGAACGUGAGAAUGGAAGAGAUAAAGCUACAAGAAAAUUGUGGGAGCUAGAUCUUAGUUCAUAUUCCUGGACCGAAAUAUCAAGGCAUCCAGAUGCUCCAUUGGAUUGGAAUGCAUCUUUUGUGGGGAAUGGGGAUCAAAUAUAUGGAGUAGAGAUGUUCAAGAUUUUUGGUCAAGUGCUGGACUUUGUCACUGUUUGUGAUGUUUCAGGACCAAAUUUCAAAUGGAGCCGUAUAUCUAGAGAGCAUGUGGCACAAGACAUGGAUGCAUCAUCAUGCAUGACAAAAGCAGCUGUUAUAGUGCAGUUGUGAAUUUUCCAUAACUAUAUCUAGAGAGCAUUUGGCAUAUGACAUGGAUGAUUCGUCCUGCAUGACAAAAGCAACUGUUGUAGUACAAUUCUGAACUUUGCUGAAAUUUAUGCAGCCUUUUGUCACUUAAGCUUAGGUAUGAUUCUUAAGCAUGGCCUCGAAAAGCUGUGCUAUUCUUUCAAUGUUACUGAGUUGUAAAUUGAUCCUUCACUUACAAGAAUUGAAAUCAUAAUUGAUGGUUUA